CACACUGUACAAUUGUAGAAUUAAUUUGCGCUUGGUCAAGAAUGGAUAUGUGCCGCACCACAAUCUACAUUUAUUUAAUGAUAGCAAUAUCUGCAUCUCCAACAGAAGGUGAUUCUUUGGAGAUUUUUCCAGCACAAAUAUUUGGACCCCGCACAGCAAAAGUUGGUGACAGUUUAAUGUUCAAGUGCAGCUUCUCCAACAACCAGAUCUUAAAUACAGAAACUCAAGUGUAUUUGUGUAAGAAUGGUGUUGGAGAGAGAUUAGAAUUUCUUCGAAAUAAAGAUAACCACACAUUUACUGUGAGGAAUAUUUCAUUACGGGACUCUGGUACCUACAGUUGUGUGUACUCAUUUAAAAAAUAUCCUACGAAGGAUGUCCAGGGAAACUGGAAUAAUUCAAUCCAUGUCCAAGUCACAGAAUAUCCUGAGAAGAAUACUACAGGUUCAGGACAUAACUCAAUCCCUGACCAAGAAAGUGAGCACAUUCUGCCAACACAUUGGGUUGAAAAUGCCAUAGUUUAUCUCGUCAUUCUUGUCCUGGUUGGGGUCAUCUUUACUGAAAUGUAUCGCUACAGAAUGAUCAUACAUGACAAGUUGUGUCAGCUUUACCAAGGACAGAGCAGUGAACCUCCAAAUAUAAGGACGAGUGAAGGUCUGGAGCAAGUAAAUCAGACAGUAAACAACCAUGAAUCCCAAAUAAUUUACAGUGACAUGGGGGAAUAUGCCACAAUACCUGAAGAAAGAGGGCUCAAUAGACCACUUGCUGAUUGUGAUGCUGAGAGUGCCACACUGUAUUAUCUUGCCGACCCUCCUGUAAUAUACAGCUUAGUGCAGCACAAGGAAAAUAAACCAAAGAUGGAAAAAGAGGCCGAACAACCUACACUGACAGCAGUCUAUGCACAAGUGCUGAAGGAAAAGAGAAAAUAAGUUGUCAACAUCUCUUACAAUGUGAUUAAAUCAGUAACAAUAAAUAAAGAUAGUAAGCAGUCAAGUUAUUAAGUAUAAAAUGAGAGCAAAAUUUAUAAUUUAUUUUGUAGUAUUGUGUAAGUAAUUAACUGAGGCAUGUAGAUUAGGCUAAACAGUAAAUAUUGCAAUAUGUGUGUAUCAUUUUAAGGAUUUUAAAGUAUAUACACAAUGAUAUGGAUAAUUACAUGCAUUUACCUCAGUUUGUUGGAAAAUAAUAGUUGGAACUUUUUAUAUUAUUUUAAAACAUAGAAAGGUGCGGUUUCCUUGGGUGGAUGCAAUGCUUUAAAUCGAAUUUUUAUUUACUUGCUAAAUGAGGUUGUGUGCCAUUUUAUUGUUUUUGUGUUUGCAA
Clarias gariepinus (North African catfish) is the source of this 1314-nucleotide messenger RNA. RefSeq names its product CMRF35-like molecule 8. The transcript has 12 exons. Bases 42 to 926 code for a protein of 294 amino acids. NCBI's taxonomy places the organism in Eukaryota, Metazoa, Chordata, Actinopteri, Siluriformes, Clariidae. The record is from RefSeq and is a predicted model, not a curated record.